GGAACCCCGCCCUCCACUUGUUCCUGUUAUGUUACUUUCAGUUUUCCUGAGGCUUCCGUGUACUUCGCCUUGAGCGCUUGUUGUAAUUUAAUUGUGGCAACACUUCCAGCAAGCAUGGCCAGUGGAACUGUAUUUGUCAUCCCCUCUAAUGGAGCAAACAUAAUCCAAAUGGCUCCUGGAUUGCCCAGUGUUGCUCUUCAGGCAUCUGGAACAACUCCAUAUCCUCAGUAUGGAGCUCAGCAACUUGGGAUUUCCACCAGUGCUCCUCAACAAGUCCCACAAAAGGGUCCUUUGGAGAGAUUCCUGAAGGCUGAGCCCAAAGUGCUUGGGGCCAUCCAGAUCAUGAUUGGGCUGAUCCACAUUGGCUUUGGGGCUGUCUCGCUUUGUCUCUUUCCUUUUUACUAUCUUACCUUGUCUGGAAUUGGAGGUUACCCCUUUUGGGGAGGGAUAUUUUUCAUUUCUUCUGGGUCAGUAUGUAUAGCAGCUGCGAACCGUCCAAAUCGUGCUUUGGUGAAAUCUAGCGUAGGAUUGAACAUCACAAGUGCUAUCAUGGCAUUAACUGGUAUCAUCCUGUACCUAUGCGAACUGAUCUUCAGCAAUAAUUUUUGGAGAUAUGAUCAACAAUAUUACACUGACAAUUUAAUUGAUGCUGCAGAGAGGCUACGGAGUGUCGGUUAUGGCCUAUCCAGUGUGCUGCUCCUGUUCAGCUUGUUGGAAUUUUGCAUCGCUGUUUCACUGGCUCACUUUGGGUGCCAGACAGCUUGCUGUAGUGAUGCCCAGCCAACCAUGCUUUUUGUGCCUUACCAAGUCAUCGGAGGUGAAGAAGUUGCAGCUGAACCAAAUCCUCCUCCACCGACUUACGAUAACGUGGUUACCAAAUCUCAGUAAAACAAGAAGGAAACAUGAGAAUUGUUGGCAACAGAGGUUUCAGGAGAAGCAAUCCCAUGACCAUGAGGAGGCUGCUACCUGUGAAGACUGGUCAUGUGUCACCUUUUUUGUAAUUUUGUCACUAAACUGUAGCUACCUGCAAUAGUGUUUGCAUAAUCACUGUGAUCCCAAAACAGAAGUCUGCAUAUAACUAGAGUCUUCCAUAUUGUUAGGGCAUUUAAGCUGAUUAAAAAGACAGAUUCCAUCAAAA
Messenger RNA from Pseudonaja textilis, 1138 nucleotides. Its product is annotated as membrane-spanning 4-domains subfamily A member 8. NCBI's taxonomy places the organism in Eukaryota, Metazoa, Chordata, Lepidosauria, Squamata, Elapidae. Gene Ontology annotation, cellular component: plasma membrane. The record is from RefSeq and is a predicted model, not a curated record. Gene Ontology annotation, biological process: cell surface receptor signaling pathway.